Molecule: messenger RNA, 1191 nt
Organism: Dujonia railenensis
Lineage: Eukaryota; Fungi; Ascomycota; Pichiomycetes; Serinales; Debaryomycetaceae
Source: the annotation of a GenBank genome assembly
AUGUCUACUCAACCUGUCGAUGCUGAGGACGAGAUCCUUAAUCACUUCUCAGAAUGGGAGAAACGUAGAUAUGUCCCCGGACCUGGGGAACCCGCCUUGCCUCCACAGUUAACUGACUUUGCUAGCAAGACCGCUGAUGACGUAAUGAAAGAAAUAAAUAGACUUCCAUUUUUUAUGACUGAGUUGGACGAAACUGAUGGAGAAGGUGGUGAAAAUAUGGGAGUUGAAGCUUUGAAGAGCUUGGUGUAUGAAGGAGAGCCUAUUGAUGUCGCUACCAAUUUCAAAAAUCAAGGUAAUGAAAGCUUCAAAGGCAAGCAAUAUAAGACCGCUAUCAAUUACUAUUCGCAAGGUUUGGAAGUUGAGAGAGGUGAAGAAGGCGCUAAGGAUGCUUUAACAGUAUCAUUAUAUAUUAACCGUGCUGCUUGUGAAUUGGAGUUGAAAAACUACAGACUGUGUAUUAAUGACUGUAAGGCAGCUCUUUCCAUCGACCCCAAGAAUGUGAAGGCAUGCUAUCGUUCGGGGCGUGCAUUUUUUGCCGUAUCAAGAUUUGAUGAGGCUAAAGAAAUUCUUAGGUAUGGUCUUGCUCUUGAUCCAGAGAAUGCUUCAAUUGCUGCCACUUUGAAGCAGAUUGAAAAAAGAGAGACCACCAUUAGAGAGGCUAAACUCAAGAAGGAAAAAGAAGUGAAAGAAAUGGAAUUGAAGAAGUCGAUUUUAGCCAACGCCAUUCAAUUGAGACAUAUCAGAAUUAUCAAGCUGUCUAGGCCAACUGAACUUCUUGAAGAUGCUAAAAUCAGAUUGGAGGAUGAGCUUGACCAUGAAUCUCAAUUGAUAUUCCCUGCUAUGCUUGUUUAUCCAACGCUUGAUGAAUUUGAUUAUGUAGCAAAAAUCAGUGAACUUACUUCUCCCCUUGAGUUAUUAGAAACUGUUCUCAAUAGACCAAAGGAAUGGUUCGAAGACCCAAAGCACAAGGAUUUUUUGCCCAAAAAAUUAGAGUGCUACAUGGAAACCGAAUCUGGUGGCUUGAUUAAAUUGGGUAAGAAGGUGGCACUUAACGAAGCCUUGAUGGCAGACCAACCUAGUGUGCCAUUAUUUGACAAUAGCUUGAGAAUGUACGUUCUUCCAAAGUCGGAAUCUCCAGCUUGGAUUUCUAAUUGGAGCAAAGAAGCCGCGCUUGCUAAAAGAAUUGUAUAA